This is a messenger RNA of Hypanus sabinus (Atlantic stingray), 6933 nucleotides long. Its product is annotated as synaptotagmin-like protein 2. Gene Ontology annotation, molecular function: neurexin family protein binding; small GTPase binding. NCBI's taxonomy places the organism in Eukaryota, Metazoa, Chordata, Chondrichthyes, Myliobatiformes, Dasyatidae. The record is from RefSeq and is a predicted model, not a curated record. Bases 1 to 3966 code for a protein of 1321 amino acids. The transcript is spliced from 19 exons. Gene Ontology annotation, cellular component: exocytic vesicle; plasma membrane. Gene Ontology annotation, biological process: intracellular protein transport; exocytosis.
AUGCAUAACAGAAUGAAGGGAGUGAUGGCUGAUAACCUGGACCUCAGUUUCCUCACAGAAGAUGAGUAUCAGGCAGUCCUGAAGGUAGUUCAGAGGGAUUCUGAGCUCAAGCAAAAGGACAGUGAACGGAUUAGGACAAUACAGCAAUCCAUUCAAGAUGAAAAGCAAAAGAAGCUUGUUACUGGACAGUGGUUUGAUGAGGUUAAAGCAAAACGAUACAGAGAUGCCUUACUUGGAGUGGAUCUGAUCAAGGCCUCGAUGAGAAGAGAAAAUCCCAUUAAGCAUGAGACUGCUGAAAAGAUCGAACAACAGCAAGUCCAUCAGACUCCACCACGUGCCCAACCAAAACUGCCUCAAGCUGCAAAAUGUGAAAAUACAAGCUUUGCAACUGGUGAAGCUCCCAAGGAACAGCCAGGUGAUGUAGAAAAUGUCCUGACAAAACAACAAAUUAAACCAAGGUCAACAGUCAGACAAGAUACUCAGCGGACGCCACAAAAUGAUUCUUGGGAGAGCAGUAGUGAUGACUCCGAUACUGUACGUGUUUCUCCAGAAACACUUGAAAAGGGUCUGUACAGAUCUGCAGUCUUCAGAACAGAAUCUGCUGCUGGUGGACAGGUUCCAGACCCAACAAAGCAUGACAAUGUUGCAUACUCCCCUGAAGACACCACAGAAGCCCACCUGUCUACUGAGAUUAGGGAGCCAACCUCUGCUUCAGUUGAAUACAGCCCACAGGUUCCAAGAGUGCAGGAGCAUUUAGUGCUGACAGAAGAUCCACAGAGGACUCCAGAAGAGCCUGAGCACAGUAAUCUGAAUGAUCAUACAGUCACAACUGUGGCAUCCCCAGUGCGGGAGAACAUCAGGGAUGUGCAGAAACCAAAAAAGACAGUGGCCGUUCAUUAUAAAGGCGCACCGAUCUACCAGACCUCAGCAACCAGUGACAAAAAGAAAACAGUUACCUCAAACAUUUCCCACAUUCCAAAACGGAAGAACCAAGUCAAGGAAAGUGGAGAAGUAACCUCUGAGAAACCUGAAGAUGUAACAUCUGAGCAGGGUUCACGAGUUUUACCUCCAACCAUUGCUACUGAAGACCAACAAGCACAUCAGCCACUGGAAGGACUGGAUUUAUCAGCAACCCCACAAAUUCCAAGGCUUAAGAGGACCCUAGAAACAACAGGUGAAAAUUCACAUGCAUUUGUUGAAGAUCUGAAGCAAUCAAAUAAAGGUCUGCCAGGUAAGAACAGAGCUGCUCAGGUGACUGACCCAGGAAAGGCUGCCUUCCAACCUACUCCCAGAAUAGCUAAGUAUCAGACGUCCUCUUCUGAUGAUGAGGAAGAGAAAAGUCAUAAGCUAGGUGCUGUUUUCACCAUCAGUGCCUUGGGUAAUAAGCAUUCUGAAGAUGAAGUACUCACUGAUCCCAGCCAUUUUAAAAACCUGAAGCAUUUUUGGGAAAAAGAAAUUGAUUCCAAUAAAGGAAACAAUGCUACUUCCACAAUUCCAUUCAGAAAAAUUAGAUCACCAGAUCAUAGAAGCAGCCUGACUGAAAUGAAACAUUUUACAGAGGCUGAGUCAAAGUCCAGGGAAAGUCUUCCAGCCAGUGUCUCGUCAAAACUGGAACCACUGGGAAGAUUGCCAGGUCCUUGUUCCUCUGAGGAAGAGGAAAAAGUCACCCAAUUGACUAAAACUAGCAAGUUGCCUCCAGUUCCCACUCCAAGAAUCAAAACAACUAUCAAAGUGGGAAAGAAUGAUGUGACUACAUCCACUGAUAAAGCAACCAAAGCAUUUGUCCAGAGCGCUUACAGCAGUGACGAUCAAGCACAAGACAGCAGUGUUCCAGAAUCUAUUCAAUGUGGAAAACCUACAAGCACAACGAUGUCCAGUAGCUCCAGUUCGGAUGAAUCUUUGCCUGUCAUGAAAAACAAUCACAAUGCAUCUGUUGAUGUUGUUGAGGAAACUGUAAAAGAGAAGAUUCUUUCACCAAAGGAGGAUGCAAGAAAGGAGAUGCACGAGAAACUAAAGAAAUUGGCAGCUGAAUCAGCCUUGUAUGACGCAGCUUCAAUUACCCACUCCACUGCAACAAAGGUUGAUGAAGACAUUUCUAAGGAGAGCCAAAUAUCUUCUGACAAUAGCUGGAAGCAGGAGACCAGGGCACCUUUGAAACAUGGCACAUGCCAUCCCUUACUGAAGGACAAUGAAGAAACCACAUCAAAUUUUGUAUUGACAUUGGACUCGGAAACUGUUGCUGUAAAAAAUGAGUUGGCUGAUAAUUCUCUAAAGAGCCAGGUAGAGAGCCUGGUGAACAGGUCACCUGAUAUUGAUAGAAUUGAACCUGAGACCACAGGGAACUCUAAGAAGCGUGUGAUACUGAGAAGUGCAAGUGAAGAAUCAACAAAAUUAGCCAAGAAGGCACAUUCUGGAGAUACAGAUGUGCAAAUAUCAUCUAUGGAAGAUCUCCAGUGUGCGGUCAAUUUGUCCCCUGUAGUGGAUAAGAAACCUCUGGCCCUCACUAGUACAUACAGCAGUGAUGAUGACCUAACAAGCAAAGCAGCAGAUAGAAGUUCCAGAAAUCCAGUGGAGCAGUCUUCACCUGUUGUUCUUUGUAUCGAUGAUUCGGAGAGUAACAUUGAUUUUCAGAGGAUAGAAUCAGGACCUACUUAUGGAUUGUCCCCUGUUAUGAGGGCCUUAGCCAGAGCCAGAAAGGCUAAUGCUAAGAGCAUGGACAACCUCAUCUCUACUCUAGACAGAGAAACAAUCACUUCCUUGGUGAAUGACAAUGAAACAAAAGGAGACGGUAAUGAUCAAUUACCAACUGAAGAGAAGAUAUCUGUAAUAAAGACUCCAGUCUUGGAGCAUGCCAGGGUGAAGGAGCUGAGCAAGUCUGUUCCCAUGCUGAUGACUGAGAGUGAAUCUGAUUCGGCCUCCGAGAUCAGCUUCAACAUUGGAUGGCACAGGAAGACCCCUAGUGAUGCCAGCCAUUCUUCAGAUAUGGCAUCGGUUUCUUCGGUGAGUGGAAGCAUCAUGAGUGUUUACAGUGCUGAUUUUGGAAGUAUUGAUGCCCAGGGGUCAGUUCAGUUUGCCUUGGAUUAUAACGAGAAGAACAAGGAGUUCCAAAUCUAUGUGAGUCAAUGUAAGGACCUGGCAGUGGUGGAUGAGAAGAAGGGACGAACUGAUGCGUAUGUAAAGACCUACUUGCUUCCAGAUAAGGCACGCAUGGGCAAGAGGAAAACCUCUGUCAAGAAGAGAAACACUAAUCCGCUCUACAAUGAAAUACUGAAGUAUAAAAUCGAGAAGAGUGUUCUCCUGAUCCAGAGACUGAAUUUGUCUGUCUGGCAUAAUGACACACUGGGCCGGAAUAGUUUUCUGGGAGAGGUGGAUCUGGACUUGGCCAGUUGGGAUUGGAGUAAUCGAGAGCUAAACUGGUAUCUUCUAAAAUCGAGGAUUCCUGCAGUGGGAGUUGAAGUAGACCACAGAGGAGAAAUAAACCUCGCCAUCAAAUACAUCCCAGUGGGCACCUUAGGCACUGGGGAUCCCCCUACUGGAGAAGUGCAUAUCUGGAUGAAAAAUGCCAGGGACUUGCCGCAGCUGCGAUCGUCAGGAGUAGACUCAUUUGUGAAAUGCUACGUGCUCCCUGACACAAGUAAGAAGAGCUACCAGAAGACCCGGAUCGUGAAAAAAGACAUCAAUCCAGUUUAUAACCAUACUAUUGUAUAUGAUGGUUUCAGAACAGAGGAUCUUAAGGAAGUUUGUGUUGAACUGACAGUCUGGGACCAUGAAAAGCUGACCAAUCAUUUUCUGGGUGGACUCCGGCUGGGCCUUGGUACAGGAUAUAGUUAUGGAAUUCCAGUUGAAUGGAUGGACUCAACAGAAGAAGAGGUGGCUCUCUGGCAAGAAAUGAUGUCCAGUCCAAAUGAAUGGAUCCCAGGUUCCCUGAUACUUCGAUCUCGACUAGGGGGCAAGAAGCUUAAAUGAAACACACCUUGUGGAAAAAUAAAGACAUUUUAGGAUCAUUGCUGCCAAAGAGUCACUGAUUAAAUACCGAUGUUGCCCUUAAUGCAUGAAUCAAGUGGAAGGUUUCCAAUAUAUUUUCCUUCUGAUAGAACUGAAUUUAUUGCCUUUGCUGACCUUGAAUUCCUUUUACAGAAUUCCAUUCAAAUGCUUAAGCAAAUAAUUCUGUUUCAAUGACCGUGGUAUUUCAAUGUUGAUAUUUCCAUAGGUACUUCCUCAGGAACCACUUGCUUCUUGCAUUUUACCAAAUGGGCCUCUCCGUUGAAUACAAGUUUCACAUCUCAUUUAGGAAGCAUAGUAACAGGAAGCAAAGGUUAUUGGUGUGACAACUUCUUUUCUGAAGAAUUUCUCUGUGAUUCCCAUUACUAAAGGGAUCCUUGGGAAUACGCCAACAUUUAACAAAAGAGUGGUUACCUGUAGUUGUUUGUUUUAGAGGCACAGCACAGUGACAGGUCCUUCUGGACUAAUGAGCCUACACCACCCAUGUGACCAAUUAAACUACUAAUUUGUAUGUCUUUGGAAUGUGGGAGGAAACCCACAUGGUUACAGGGAGAACAUACAAACUCCUCACAGACAGCAGCGGAAUUGAACUCAGAUCACUGGCACUGUGAAGUGUUAUGCUAGCUGCUAAACUACCAUACCAGUGCCGCUCCCUGUAAUACCCCGUUAAACUAAAUUAAUCAUCACCCAGAACUUAAGAGUGGGAAGUAAGUAAGUAGCUGAACCACUUGGUUAUUGCUUGCCUUCCACUAUAAUGGUUUCUGACUAGAGGGCAAAUUGAGGGGGAAACGCUGAUGACCAGCUCAGGAAGCAGUAAGCAGUUAAUGGACUAUGAUCAGACUGGAGAAACAGUCAACAGAGAGAAUAAAUGGAACAGUGAUCUCCAUGUAGGUACUGGACUGGAUAGAGCUUUGCUGACUCAAGUGAAUCAUUAGUUUAUAAAGGAUAUUAUUUAUACCUUUUGCCUCCCUUUUAAAUCAGCUGUUAGCUUCUACUAAAGACCAGCUGAUUCUUGCUUUGGAAUAAAAAGGUUUGUAAACAACAGUGAAGCUGUCUCAGCAAAUGAGUGUUCAUGCAGACUCCAAACUUCUUUUUGAGAUAUCCUGUAAUUGUAGCUUAGAAGAAAAUAAAUGUUAAUAUGAAAAGCUCACAUGGGAAAGGAUCAUAAUACAACAUGUUCUCAAGUCAUAAUAUCCAGCUGACUAAAGUGGAUUAGGAAAAUUGUGGUUCACAUUGAGGCCCAUAAUGUUUUCGCUUUAAUUGGAGUGUAGCUGCCAACGUGCCUGGUACGCUGCGUCAUUAUUAAAUUCAAUUCAAUUGAAGAUUUAAUUAUUUUUCCAUUCCAUUUUGGUAAGAGUCAUUCAUGCAAGUACAAGAAUUUAAACACAAAGCACUUCCUUUUGAAGGGCUACUUUAAAUGUACUGAUACUUGUUAAUUGGUGUGUAUAACGUGACUAAUUCAACACGGUGCUUGAGACUUCUCAUGGAAUGAACCAUAUGUUCUGAUUGAAAUGGGGCAAAUGUCAAAGCAAUUUGUCCUUUACACAAAGAAAUCUUUUUUCUCCCCACCCACACAAUUUCCUCCCCAGCCAAUACUAGUUAUAUUUAGAAACAUGGCCAAGUAUUUGCCAGCCCACCAAUUAUCAAAAGAGAGCAUUUCUGCCACAAGUAGAAUUUCUGCCACAAAGUAGACAAUUGCUGUCUCUAUGACAUACUAGUCGAUGGUUAAGGUAGUUAUUUAUCAUUCUAUUUAUAAAUGUGCCACGUGUGUGAAAAAACAUCUGUCUCUUCCCAGAGGGGGGAAAAUCAAUUUUCUCAGCAGAGAAACCCUAGAGAAUUGAGUUGAUAUAUGCCAACACCUCAUUUGUAAUAUUGAAACGACCUGUUCAACUUGGCAUCAUUUCCAAAUGGUUUGUUGCUGCUAUUUUCUGAUGUAGUUUGCAAUUAAAUGUUUACAUGUUGUAAUAUAUUCUAUGGCUGAUAGUUAGUGUCUAAUUAUUAGCUAUUACUGAUGUGAAAAGAAAGAAAAAUGGUUGGACUGGUCCUGAUCUAUUCUGAGGAUGGUUCUCAAGUGCAAAAUAAAUGCAUAUCACUGGAGUUGAGUCUAUUGAGAUGGUGUGCAUAUUAUCGCUUUGAAAUUGAACUUAAAAAAAUGAGAGAUGACAUUUUGGACUGUAAAAUAAUUUUAGAAUGAUGGCAAAAAAAAGAGCUAUGUGUCAGUGUUUUUGUGUAAGUUGACUUUCUUACAAUUCCUUCAAACUGAAUUAACUUCUGAAAAUACAAAAUCAGAAGACCUUCCAUGCAAUAUAAAUAUUAGAAGAUGUAGAUUCAUCACUGAUACAAUAAAUCAAACUUUCUUCUUUCUGGCAUUCUAAGCCUCAGAAGUAUUUGCUAUCUGAACAGUUUUGUUUUGCAUCACCUUACAUCCUCAGCAUCCUAUCAACACUUGUGCAGAUGCUGAGGAAAUAAACACUCAUAGAAGAUUCUGGUGCAGCUAGAUGUCCCAAAUACCUUUGUGAGUCCAUUUUUUUAAUCUUUGCAAUCCCAAGGUUGGGAACAACCAUUCUAGUGAAUCCUGCUGGGCUCAACUCUCAUGUGGUGUAAUCCUUUUAUGCACACUUAUCACUUUCCCUAUUCUACUUAUCUCUUUCCCUAUUCCAUUGUUACUAGAAUUUUUAUGAGGUCCUCAUGAUUAUUGGCCUGGUCUAUCCUCAUUCACCUGAGAAAGAAUGUUACUAUACUUGCACCUGCAAAUGUUUAAAAAGGGGGGAGUUCUCCUGUGUCAUGAAGUCCAUGUCAAGGGAUCUUCUGCUUCCUGGGUCAAAUUGCUUUGGAGAUACCCGGUGAAAGGAAGUGAGAAAGGAAAUUGAAAUUCUGUUUUUAAAUCUAGUCACUAGAAACACUAUUGUUCUUUCCACAGAGUCUGCAAUG